UUGUCAUUAGAAAGUUGACAAAGUUGUACGUACAAUGUAGAAAAAUAAAUCGUCAAGGAAUACAAAAAGAAUUUACAGCAGGUCUAAGCAUUUGGUCAAAAUUCAUUUUUAGACCUGUAAUCAGAAUGAAAUUCUUUAUUUUACUGCUGUUGUGUAUUGGGUGUCCAUGUUUGAUUACUGCAGAUUGCAUUAUUGAUGAAUUGGAUAUUGUCGUUACCAUUAAUCGCCAACCCAAGAGUGUCUGUUCAUUCCGUAAUGAAAAUUUUCAUGAAGGUCGAUCAGUAAGAGAAUGUAACAUAGAUUGUACAUGUAUGGUUGGUCGUCUAACAUGCUGUUCCAAAUCUAAAACUCAUUGUCAAAGAGCUGAAAGUUGUCGGAAGGUUAUUUUUGACUUCAAUACAUCACUCUUCACCAGAAGUUUGGUAACUUGUGAAGAGAAGGUCAAGACUAAAUUGGUUCCUGUUUAUGAUCAUAUCAGUAAGAAUGUAGUUAAGAGUAAAGUUGUUACAAUACAACCACCACAACAGAUAAAGCUGACAACACCUGCUAAAAUAGUGGAACCACCACCUGAAAACAUAGCACAAAGAAAACGAAGACUAAAUAUUGCAAGAAUAAUGAGGAUAAAUAGAGCGAGGCGAAGAAAGUUAGCCAGAGCUCAGAGAAGAAAGGCAUCCGCUAAAUCAACUAGUGUUAAGAAACCAUCCUCCAUCUCAAACAAUUCGUCACAAAAGGGCAUGUCCUUAUUGGAUAGGUUGAGAUACAAUGGUGCAAGAAGGAGGCAAACGAUGAAAAAGAAAACGCGAGUGGCAUCUGCUCAGGUAGAUAAAAAUAGGGCAGCUUCUGGAAGCGUUGGCAAACAAGCCAUAAUUAAAGAACAGAAACAGGCUACGAAGAGAUUUACUUUCGAGCAAAUGAUAAGAAAGAAUCAUGAAAGGAGACUUCGAAAGAUGAGAAAAAAGCUGAGUAAAGGAAGAGAUGCUGUUCAGAGCAAAGAAGCGGCCUCCACCAAAGAAACGAAACAGGCUUCUGAGGGUUUAACUUACGAAGAAAUGUUUAAAAAGAAUCACGAAAGGAGACUUCGAAAGAUGAGAAAAAAGUUGAGUCAGGGAACAGCUGCUGUUCAGAGCAAAAAAGCAGCCUCAACUAAAGAAACGAAACAGGCUUCUGACGGUUUAACUUAUGAAGAAAUGUUUAAAAAGAAUCACGAAAGGAGACUUCGAAAGAUGAGAAAAAAGUUGAGUAAGGGAACAGCUGCUGUUCAGAGCACAAAAGCGGCCUCCACCAAAGAAAAGAAAAAGGCCUCUGAGGGUUUAACUUAUGAAGAAAUGUUGAGAAGGGAUAGUGAAAGAAGAAAUAAAAAACGGAGAAGGUUGAAUGCAAACCGUAGUUCGUACUUAUUGAAUGCAAUGAGAAGAAAUAGAUUGAGACGAGAACGACUAAGACAACAAAGAUUGGCAAAUUUAAACAAAAGUCAGUAACUUCUGAUAUAUCUUUGAUGAAUGUCAUUCAUCAGAUUCUAAAUAAAUAUCAAGUUUUGAGCGGAU
Lottia gigantea (owl limpet) is the source of this 1544-nucleotide messenger RNA. RefSeq lists its product as hypothetical. The record is from RefSeq and is a predicted model, not a curated record. The transcript is spliced from 3 exons. Bases 126 to 1478 code for a protein of 450 amino acids. Lineage: Eukaryota; Metazoa; Mollusca; Gastropoda; Lottiidae.